AUGCCGAACGGGAAAGUCAACGUUGUCUCUCACCCUCUUAUCAAUGCGGAGCUCUCCAAGUUGAGGCAAUCGUCAACCACGCCCAAGGACUUCCGGCAGGGAGUCGACACGAUCAGCUUGCUUUUAGGAUAUGAGGCGACGCGAGGUCUCGAAGAGGAGAGUUUCACUGGGGAAACACCUGUCGCGUCGUUUACUGGAAGCAGAAUCAAACAUAGCGUCGGACUGACGCCUAUCUUGCGCGCUGGAUUGGGGAUGACCGAUGCUCUCUUGAAGCUUUUCCCUUCUGCGCCAGUGUACCACCUGGGACUGUUUCGAGAAAAAGUCACUCUUCAGCCGGUCGAAUAUUACUCCAAGCUCCCUCCUUCUCCCACAGUUGACCAAGUCUUCGUAUUGGACCCUUUGAUCGCAACAGGAGGAACUGCAGUCGCCGCGCUGGCCAUGAUCGCAGACUGGGGGGUCCCAGUCAAGAACAUCAAGUUGUUGUGCGUGCUGGCUUCCGAACAAGGAUUGAAACUUGUACAAGAGGAGUAUCCUGAAUUGGAGAUUUGGGUUGCUGGAGUUGACAAGGAGCUGACCGUUCAAGGAAUAAUCUCUCCGGGACUAGGGGAUUCGGGAGAUCGCCUUUUCAACACAAUCCGCGCAUGA
Messenger RNA from Cyclocybe aegerita, 645 nucleotides. The record is from the annotation of a GenBank genome assembly. NCBI's taxonomy places the organism in Eukaryota, Fungi, Basidiomycota, Agaricomycetes, Agaricales, Hemipholiotaceae.